This is a messenger RNA of Linepithema humile (Argentine ant), 3474 nucleotides long. NCBI's taxonomy places the organism in Eukaryota, Metazoa, Arthropoda, Insecta, Hymenoptera, Formicidae. The record is from RefSeq and is a predicted model, not a curated record.
ACUCGAGCUCAGUUGCUCAGUAUAGACGUAAAUGUCGACGUGAGCUGUUGCGUUCUCCCGAACUCCGAUAUUCCUUCAACAGGUAAACUCGAAGCAAGUUUCUUCAGUUACCUGUCAUUUUACUGUUCUACAAUUCAAACCUUUGUACCGGUUUGGCCACUGCUGAUCUGCUGCAUAAAUUUACUGCAUUGCAACUGCGUGUGAUUUCGCAAAAAUGGCAUCGUUGAUAUUGAGCAAAGAUGUGCCUGAUAUCGAAAAUUUAUUGAGUAUUAAUCCAAAGUCCAAAGGUCAUGCAAAUUUUGUACCAUCAGCACGUACCAAGCAAAAUAAGCAGCACUGGAAGAGAAACAUUUCUGAGAAAUGUGACAGUUGCGUGUCUCUGACGAAGAACUUUGAUGACAUCAAGCACACUACGUUGAGCGAGCGCGGAGCUUUGAGGGAAGCUGCUCGUUGCUUAAAAUGCGUUGAUGCACCUUGCCAAAAAUCUUGCCCUACACAAUUGGAUAUCAAAUCUUUUAUCACGUCGAUCUCUAACAAGAAUUACUAUGGCGCGGCGAAGGCGAUCCUUUCCGACAAUCCUCUCGGCCUUACCUGCGGCAUGGUAUGCCCGACCAGCGACCUUUGCGUGGGCGGAUGCAACCUUUACGCGUCUGAGGAAGGACCUAUCAACAUCGGCGGGCUACAACAUUUCGCGGUGGAUGUUUUUAAACAGAUGAAUAUUCCUCAAACUAGAAUACCUAAUCAAAUGGUACCUCAUGCGGAUACGAAGAUCGCUCUUCUCGGUUGCGGACCAGCUUCUCUCUCGUGUGCGACAUUUCUCGCUCGACUUGGUUACAAUGAUAUUACGAUCUUUGAAAGAGAAAAAUAUAUAGGCGGGUUAAGUUCUUCUGAAAUACCACAAUACAGACUUCCAUAUGACGUUGUCAGCUUCGAGGUGGAUCUCGUUAGAGAUUUAGGAGUAAAAAUUGAGUUGGGAAGAUCGCUGUCUGAAGAUGAUUUGACAAUACAGGGCCUUCAAGAUGUUGGGUAUAAAGCAAUCUUUUUAGGAAUUGGCUUACCAGAGCCAAAGAGUGUACCGAUUUUCGAAAAUCUUACUUCGGAGAUGGGUUUCUUCACCUCGAAGAGCUUUCUGCCCGCUGUCGCGAAAGGCAGCAAGCCGGGAAUGUGCGCUUGCAAGAGCAAUCAGGAACUUCCAUCUCUUCGUGGUAAUGUGAUUGUUCUCGGUGCGGGAGACACAGCUUUUGAUUGCGCUACUUCCGCCCUCCGUUGUGGAGCGAAAAAAGUGUUUGUUGUUUUUCGAAAAGGUUUUACUAACGUACGUGCUGUUCCAGAAGAGAUGGAUUUAGCGAAAGAAGAGAAAUGUGAAUUUUUACCAUUCCAAUCGCCAAGACGAGUCGUUCUUCGUAACAAGAAGAUUGCCGCAAUCGAAUUUUGCAGGACUGAACAGAACGAAGAAGGCGAGUGGGUAGAGGACGAAGAACAAAAGGUUGUUUUGAAAGCGGAUUUCGUGAUUUCAGCUUUCGGUUCGGGAUUGUACAACCCAGUUGUGAAGCGUGCUAUGGAGCCAAUUAAGAUGAACAAGUGGAACUUGCCGGAAGUAGACGAGACUACGAUGACGACCUCAGUGCCAGGUGUCUUCUGUGGAGGAGACCUUGCUGGGGUCGCUCAAACGACCGUGGAAUCUGUGAAUGAUGGGAAAACAGCUGCAUGGUAUAUUCACAAAUAUAUACAGGAAUCUUAUGAUUUGACGGUGCCGGAAAUUUCGCAGUUACCGAAAUUUAACACCGCCAUCGACGACGUUGACCUAAGUGUCGAGAUGUGUGGCCUGAAAUUUGAGAAUCCCUUCGGUUUGGCUUCCGCUCCACCUUGCACCACCAGCGCGAUGAUUCGACGAGCUUUCGAAGCCGGUUGGUCCUUUGCUAUCACGAAAACUUUCUCUUUGGACAAGGAUCUCGUUACUAAUGUAUCGCCGCGCAUUAUUAAAGGCACAACGUCUCGUCAUCAUUACGGACCCGAACAGAGCAGUUUUCUCAAUAUUGAGCUAAUAUCUGAAAAAACCGCCGAUUACUGGUGCGGCAGUAUUACAGAACUGAAGCGAGACUUCCCUACGAAGAUCGUCAUUGCGAGCAUCAUGUGCACUUAUAACAGAAUUGAUUGGACGGAAUUGGCGAGGAAAGCGGAAGCAUCAGGUGCUGAUGGCUUGGAAUUAAAUUUAUCCUGUCCUCAUGGCAUGGGAGAGUCUGGAAUGGGUCUAGCUUGUGGACAGGAUCCUGAACUGGUUCGAAAUAUCUCCAGAUGGGUUCGUGAAGCCGUCAAGAUACCGUUCUUCGUAAAAUUGACACCCAAUAUCACUGAUAUCCUUUCAAUCGCCAAGGCGGCUUACGAAGGCAAAGCUAAUGGCGUUACCGCAAUUAACACGGUAUCGGGAUUAAUGGGAUUGUACGCCGAUGCAACUCCAUGGCCGGCGGUUGGUCUAAAUAAAUCCACGACGUACGGUGGAGUGUCAGGAAACGCUACCCGACCUCAAGCUCUAAGGGCUAUCUCGACGAUCUCGAAGCAUCUUCCGGGCUUCCCAAUACUUGGUGCCGGCGGCGUCGAUUCAGCCGACGUUGCUCUGCAAUUCUUGCAUUGCGGUGCAUCAGUUGUUCAGGUUUGCAGUGCCAUCCAAAAUCAAGAUUUUACCCUGAUAGAUGAUUAUGUAACUGGUUUGAAAGCAUUAUUAUACUUGAAGAGUCUUGCGCAGAUAAAAGAUUGGGACGGUCAGAGUCCACCGACAUUCAAACAUCAAAAAGGCAAGCCUGUUUCCUUGCAACAUGCUCUCGGCAAAAAUAUACCAUAUUUCGGGGAAUAUCAAAAGUUGCGUGAACAGAAAAUAGCCGAGCUGAAAGCAAACUCAAAUCCCUUGGAUCAAGUUAUCAAAGUAACACGACCGGCUCAAGAACCAAUCGCUCCGAUACCUAGCGUUAAGGACGUAAUUGGUAAAGCGACAGCCCAUAUCAGCAGCUACAAAGAAUUAGACAACAAGAAGCAAGUUGUCGCCUUGAUUGACGAUGAUAUGUGCAUAAAUUGCGGUAAGUGUUAUAUGGCUUGCGCGGAUUCUGGAUAUCAAGCGAUUACCUUCGACGCUGACACUCACAUUCCCAAGGUGACCGACGAUUGCACCGGAUGUACACUUUGUCUGUCCGUGUGUCCGAUUAUCGAUUGUAUUACUAUGGUUCCGAAAACAAUUCCACACGUGAUUAAGAGAGGCGUGCCGCCGAAAAAUGUAAUCGAUAUCUUUUAAAUAAUACUUUAUCGUCACUUUCAACAAGGUAUGUAAAACAAAUUACCUUAACAACAGUAUUGCAUUUUUUUCUGCAAACGAUUAUUGAAUGAUUGUUGACAUCAUAUUUAAUUAUAUUAGUUUUGUGUCAUUAAUAACCCAGCUGAUAGAAUAUGAAAAAAUACGACAGAAUACGAUAUUUGAUUGCAAUU